Molecule: messenger RNA, 1712 nt
Organism: Cynoglossus semilaevis (tongue sole)
Lineage: Eukaryota; Metazoa; Chordata; Actinopteri; Pleuronectiformes; Cynoglossidae
Gene: clta
Product: clathrin, light chain A
Exons: 7
Coding region: 107-799 (230 amino acids)
Biological process (GO): clathrin-dependent endocytosis; intracellular protein transport
Cellular component (GO): synaptic vesicle membrane; postsynaptic endocytic zone cytoplasmic component; clathrin coat of trans-Golgi network vesicle
Molecular function (GO): clathrin heavy chain binding; structural molecule activity
Source: RefSeq, a predicted model, not a curated record
UACGUUUUUUUAAUCGUCCUUCCAGUUUAGCUUCUUCUCGGUUUCGGUCAAUCUCUACACCUGACCACCGGUCUCUUACAUUUAUCACUUCACAACCGCAUAUAACAUGGAUGAUUUUGACAUGCUAAACACACAUUCUGCUGGGAACGGCUUGGGGUCGGAGGAGGACCCUGCUGCAGCGUUCUUGGCCCAGCAAGAGAGCGAAAUCGCCGGCAUUGAAAACGACGAAGGCUUCAGCAUCCUAGAUAGUGGAGAAGUCCCCUCGUCGCUUACCAAUGAUGGUGCCGUCAACGGAGAGUUCAAUGGGGAAAGCAAUGGUCCAACAGAUGCCUAUGCUGCAAUCUCCAAUGCUGACCGGCUCCAGGCUGAACCUGAAAGUCUACGUAAAUGGAGAGAGGAGCAAAGCGAAAGGCUUGAGGUGCUGGAUGCCAAUUCACGUCAGCAGGAGUCCGAGUGGAAGGAGAAGGCCAAGUUAGAGCUGGACGAGUGGCAUUCCAGGCAGAACGAGCAGUUGGAAAAAACCAAAACCAACAACAGGGUGUUGGAUGAAGACUUCUACAAGCAGCCCUUCUCUGAGCUCAUUGGUUAUGUCACACACAUUAACCAUCCUUGCUACCGCCUAGACCAGGCGGCCGAGGAGGCUAUGAUAUCUGAUCUAGAUGAGAACAACCCCGGCACAGAGUGGGAGCGGGUGGCGCGGCUGUGCGACUUCAACCCCAAGUCCAGCAAGCAGGCCAAAGACGUGUCCCGCAUGCGCUCCGUCCUCAUUUCCCUGAAGCAGUCUCCGCUCGUCCGUUAAGCGACGACGGGGCCGCACCAAGCAUCAUUCCAUUCUCUCCUGAAAUACCACACACACACACCAACACAACACAACGACCAGUGUUGCACCUUGAGUAUUUUUUCAAAUCAUGUCCAGGCUGUGGAGAUUAUCCAUGAGGCACCAGCUCCCCAUCCUCUAACCUGAAGGUUUCCACCCGUGUGGUACAGAUCCCUCACUACGAACUGCUCUUUCCUGAAGUAUAAAUGAAUGAAGACCUGGUAGACCCUCGUUAUGCAUUAAUAAAACUAGUAUCAUAUGGUGGUCAGUUGUCUUGUGUGAACAGGUAGUAGGGUGGUAGUUUGACACAUUCAAGGGAAGGGUUAACGUUUGUUUGGGUCUAUCGCUACAGUACAGGCUGUUUGUCAUGUAUCAUUACCAUAAAGCUGUACUCUGACUGUUCACCUCAACGUUUUUCACCCGUCACCAUUCAGUCAUCCAGUAGAACACCUCAUGUUUACCCGUUCUGUCUAAAGGAUAGAAGAAUUCCUGUUGUUUUAAAGGACCAAACAAAUCUGUAGUCAUUUGAACUGUGUGUGUGUGUGUGCGCGUGUGUAGAGCCUGCGUGUGGCAUGUGGUGUUAAAUUUUCAAUCUAUGCAUUUCUUUAUGAAAUCCUCCCUCUACAGGAUUUCAACAAAGUCCAGUCAUUACAGUAUACAGUAUGUGACCUGUUAGAGUUUAUCCUUUCACCUCAGCAGUGUGUGUAUGUACCCUAUGUGUACUUUUGUACAUAUACAGAAGGCAAUAUAUAUACAGAAUAUAAAAAAAAACAUUUAUGUGACUGAAUUGAGACAGUUGUGGUUUAAAAGAAAGUUAAUAGCCGGCUGUUCCUUCACCAUGUGUGUGCAUUGUCCUUUUGAUUUCAAUAUCAGUAAAGAAAAACAACAAAUAAAA